Molecule: messenger RNA, 540 nt
Organism: Sugiyamaella lignohabitans
Lineage: Eukaryota; Fungi; Ascomycota; Dipodascomycetes; Dipodascales; Trichomonascaceae
Exons: 1
Coding region: 1-540 (179 amino acids)
Source: RefSeq, a predicted model, not a curated record
AUGAGCUGGUCAGCAACAAGCUCUGCUCUUGAAGAAAUAAUCGAGUAUGUCGAAGAGCUCACUACUCUAACAAGAUUAUUAAUUGGAGUUAACAACUUUCGAUAUGGGUUUUUAAGCCGAUCUUUAAAUGAAGAAACCAUUGGGCCUAGUCCUGAUGAAGCUAGAACUGAUCGUGAAACACCCGAGGAUAUCGCGAUAGAGGCAUCCCAAUCGGAUAGUAAUGAAAAUGAGGAUAAGUUGACCAAUAUUUAUCGAAUACCAGCGAAUCUUCGCCGACGGAAGUUUUCUGCAUUUGAAACUCUUUCGCAACACAACGAGCUACAGCAGCAGGCCAACUUACCGAGUUCUACUUACGAUCUUACCCGCACGCUAUCCCAAAUAGAACGUGAAUAUGUAAACCCAUCAGAUGACACGAAUAUGGCACGACUAGGGAGAUAUGCCAGUCAGGGGAGCGAACCGGAGGAAGAUCUUCCAAUGUCUUUGCAGAGGAUAGUGACAGGUCGUUAUCGUACUGGCCGCCGUGGUAACAUAUUCUCUUAA